AUGUUCUGCCCACACUUGCUUAAAAAAAAAGGCUCAACCCUCCAUUGUCUCUACAAAGCACCUUGGCCUGAGCAAGAUUUUUCAACAUUAAUUGUUGAUACUGCCAACAACCCAUCAUAUGAACCAGCAAGAAAUGAUAGUCGUUUGAACAUUCACAAUCCAAUCAUGCUUGCAAUAUGGCGUGCAAAUAUUGAUUGCCAGCCCGUUUGUUCCAAAAUGGCUGUCAUACAAUAUAUCUCUAGAUAUGAUGCAAAAACAGAACAAAAGUUAGUAGGCUAUGUUGACAUCCUAAAGAAAAUAGUUGCUACAACUAAUACGCAAGAUACCAUCUUGCUGACAUACCAAAAAUUCAUGAUGGGGAUAGUUGUUGAUCGUGACAUCAACGCACAAGAAACUUGCCAUAUGUUGCAAAAACUCCCAUUGAUAAGUUGUAGCCGACAUUUUGUCUCCCUUAAUGUCAGCAGAAAGGCCCUCCAUCGAAUUGCUGAACAAAAUGACAAUGCCAAACUUUCCAAAUCUUAUAUUUCUGCUUAUAUGGAAAGACCUAUUGAAUUGGAAAGCAUCUUGCUGAUACAAUCAGCACAACAAUUUUCAUACAACACCCAACGGAAAAAGCAUCAAUGGCAAAAACUCCAAAAACAAGCAAUUGUCAAUGUCUACCCGCAUUUUAAAACCUCUCCACCUAAGGUUGAUGACAACUUUGAAGCCUACUGUUGGAGUGAGCUUCUCUUGUACAAACCAUUUCGCAAUAUUCCAAUAGAUAUAGGUACAUCACCUGCUCAAAUCAUUGCAAAUUGGAAGCUAUUGUACAUACAUGGUUACACACGCUGGCAUAUUUAUGGAAUAGAACAUGAAUGCAGAACUGAAAAUGACAUCGAAUCUGAUGGUGAUACUUUCUUAUAUUCACACAAUGAAGACCAAUAUGAAUGGGAAUACCUUUCCCAAAUGGGUGCUUCAAACAAAAUCAAUGUAAAUGAUCUCCAAAUGCUGGGUAGACGCGAUUACGAUAUUAACUUUGAUUGGCAUGCCCCUUAUCCCACCGAUCCACUUCAUCAUACUAUUGUUACCUUCAUUUCCACUAAUAAAAUAAAUUGCCAGCCUAGCAUUCUCCAGCCAACUUCUCCUCCCACUACUUCGUUCCCCUUAGCAUCAAAACAAAAAAUUGCACUUGAACUCAUUCUUGCCCAUUAUGCAUCUCCUGGAACCCUGCCUCCACUCCAUAUGCUUAUACAAGGCACUGCAGGCACUGGUAAAUCAUAUUUGAUACAAUGCAUUAGAAAUAGACUUAACCUUUCCACAAAUAUACAGCUCAAUCCUUUGCUUGUGCUUGCCCCAAUCGACGUUUCUGCAUAUAAUAUCCAAGCAACAACUAUUCAUGCUGCCAUGCGUAUCCCCCUUAGAGAUAUGCAACCUUUAACAGGACAAUCUUUGAUGCUCUUCCAAGAACAAUACAAACACUUACAAUAUAUACUAAUUGAUGAGAUGAGCUUUUUGGGUCCUAAAUUGCUUUUGAAAAUUGACAACAGAUUACGUCAGGCAUUCCCUUGCCAGCAACAUGAACCAUUUGGAGGCCUCUCAAUCAUCCUUGUAGGUGACCUCGGCCAACUACCUCCAGUGAUGGACAAGCCUUUGUAUGCCUCGCAUUCUACAACCCUUGCAUUAUGGUGCUCCUUUCAAACUGUUGUUACCUUAGAUACAAGUUUCCAACAACAAGGUGCCUCAAACAUCCAACAGCAAUUUCGUGCAAUCUUGCAAAACAUUAGAAAUGCCAAUCCACUCCAAACAGAUUGGGAAGCUCUUAUGUCCCGAUCCUCUUCCAAACUGCCUAUAGAUCAUAACAAGCACUUUGACAAUUCAAUUCAUUUGUUUGCAACAAAUGCAUCUGUCAAACACCACAAUACUAAAAUGUUAAAACAAUUACACUUACUUGUUGCAAGAUGUCUCGCCCAAAAUUCAAGGCAAACAAACCCUGAAUAUAAUAAUGAUGAGCAACUUCCUUCAGAAUUUCUCCUCUCCCUUAAUGAACAAGUUAUGUUGAUUGCUAAUCUAUGGAUACAAGCUGGUUUGGUCAAUGGAUCAUUAGGACAAAUCAGAUCCAUUAUCUAUGAUACAAAUUCUAGACCUCCUGACUUGCCAAAGUAUGUGGUCGUUGAAUUCAAAAAUUAUUCUGGCCCUCAUUGGGACAAUGCAAAUCCAAAAUUUGUCCCUAUACCACCUAUCACUUGA
Cryptomeria japonica (Japanese cedar) is the source of this 2226-nucleotide messenger RNA. RefSeq lists its product as uncharacterized. The record is from RefSeq and is a predicted model, not a curated record. Gene Ontology annotation, molecular function: DNA helicase activity. Lineage: Eukaryota; Viridiplantae; Streptophyta; Pinopsida; Cupressales; Cupressaceae. Bases 1 to 2226 code for a protein of 741 amino acids. The transcript has a single exon. Gene Ontology annotation, biological process: telomere maintenance; DNA repair.